Messenger RNA from Oreochromis aureus, 5771 nucleotides. RefSeq names its product potassium/sodium hyperpolarization-activated cyclic nucleotide-gated channel 3. Gene Ontology annotation, biological process: transmembrane transport; potassium ion transport. Gene Ontology annotation, cellular component: membrane. The transcript is spliced from 9 exons. Gene Ontology annotation, molecular function: voltage-gated potassium channel activity. The coding region runs from base 158 to 4264 and encodes 1368 amino acids. The record is from RefSeq and is a predicted model, not a curated record. Lineage: Eukaryota; Metazoa; Chordata; Actinopteri; Cichliformes; Cichlidae.
CCUGCCCUUCCGUACAGCAGGCACUCCAACUACCCCGAUUCCCUUGCCGCCUCCUCCGUCCUCCUCUUCUGGCACAGCCCAUCCUCCUCCGCGAUCAGUAGGUUUCGCCGCCUCCCGUGCAGCCCUGGCCUCUACGUCCUCCACCGGGACCGGAGUCAUGGUGGUGGCCACCGGUGCAGAGACCACCACAACCACAGCAUGCAACACCAAUGCAGCAGGAACCCCGGAGAUGAUGGGUCAGUCUAGCCUGGGUGGGUUUGGCAUGGGAUUGGACGGGGAAGACUACAGCAACUCCAACCAGAGCACCUUCAUCCAGAGACAGUUUGGAGCCAUGCUUCAGCCUGGGGUCAACAAGUUCAGUCUGCGUAUGUUUGGAUCUCACAAAGCUGUGGAACAGGAGCAGGAAAGACUGAAAUCAGCAGGAGCGUGGAUCAUCCACCCCUACAGUGACUUCAGAUUCUACUGGGACCUUUUGAUGUUACUGUUGAUGAUGGGAAACCUAAUCAUCCUGCCGGUGGGCAUCACGUUCUUUCGAGACGAGAACACCCCUUCAUGGAUCAUCUUUAACGUGGUCUCGGACACUCUCUUCAUGGUCGAUUUGGUGCUUAACUUCAGGACCGGCAUCGUCAAGGAAGACAACACUGAGAUAUUACUCGACCCGAGGGCGAUUCGCCAGAAAUACCUGAAGAGCUGGUUCCUUGUGGACUUUGUGUCAUCCAUCCCGGUGGAUUACAUCUUCCUGAUGGUGGACAGUCUGGACUCAGAGGUCUACAGGACAGCCAGGGCGCUGCGGAUAGUCCGCUUCACCAAAAUCCUGAGCCUGCUUCGGCUCCUGCGCCUGUCCAGGCUCAUCCGCUACAUCCACCAGUGGGAGGAGAUCUUCCAUAUGACCUAUGACCUUGCCAGUGCUAUGGUAAGGAUAGUAAAUCUAAUUGGCAUGAUGCUGCUGCUGUGCCACUGGGACGGCUGUCUCCAGUUUUUGGUCCCCAUGCUGCAGGACUUCCCUCCUGACUGCUGGGUUUCUAAGAACGUGAUGGUGAACGACACAUGGGGUGUGCAGUACUCCUAUGCUCUGUUCAAAGCCAUGAGCCACAUGUUGUGUAUCGGCUACGGCGCCCAGGCUCCCGAGGGGAUGACUGAUGUGUGGCUCACCAUGCUCAGUAUGAUCGUAGGCGCCACCUGCUAUGCCAUGUUCAUCGGCCACGCCACCGCUCUGAUCCAGUCACUAGACUCAUCGCGGCGACAGUAUCAGGAAAAGUACAAGCAGGUGGAGCAGUACAUGUCGUUCCAUAAGCUCCCGGCAGAUGUUCGGCAAAAGAUCCACGAGUACUACGAGCACCGCUUCCAGGGAAAAAUGUUCGAUGAAGAGAACAUCCUGGGAGAACUUAGUGAGCCGCUUAAAGAGGAGAUAGUCAGCUUUAACUGCCGCAGCCUGGUUGCUAACAUGCCGCUGUUCGCCAACGCUGAUCCCAACUUUGUGACCGCCGUACUGACCAAGCUCCGCUUUGAAGUGUUUCAGCCAUCAGACUUCAUCAUCCGUGAGGGCACAGUUGGACGUAAGAUGUACUUUAUCCAGCACGGACGCGUCAGCGUGCUGACCCGUGGCAACAAGGAGACCAAGCUGAGUGAUGGGUCUUACUUUGGAGAGAUCUGCUUAUUGACUCGAGGACGGAGGACAGCCAGUGUCCGAGCAGACACAUAUUGCCGUUUGUACUCUCUCAGUGUGGACAGCUUCAAUGAGGUUCUGGAGGAACACCCGAUGAUGCGACGUGCCUUUGAAACUGUCGCAGCUGACCGACUGGACCGUAUUGGCAGGAAGAACUCCAUGCUCACGCGGAAGUCAUCCCAGGGCGGUUCUCUUGGAGGCAGCAUGGGUCGUGGUGGAGGCCGGGGUGGAGGGGGUCCAGGAGGUGGAGGUAUGACAGCAGGAGGUCUGGGUUCCUGUGACAGCAUGCUGGUGCAGCAGAUUGUUAAACACGACAGCAUGCCAGCCAUGCAGGAUGCCAUCGCGGCCGCUGCUGCCGCUGGAAGAAGUGGCACGGUGUCUCCUCGGCCACGCCCUGUCAUCUGGGCGCCGCUGGUCCAUGCUCCCCUGCAGACUGCGGCUGCCACAAGUAAUGUAGCCAUUGCCCUCAUGCACCAGCAGCAGCAGCAACAGCAGCAGCUUCAGCAGCUGCAGCAGCAGCAGCACGCUCUUGGAGGAGCUUUUUACCUGCCCUCCCCUCUCAUCUCCCCCUCUCCCUCCUCCUCUUUCCCUCUUUCUUCUCCUCGUGCUCCUGUGUUGCAGCCCCUUCGCCCCUCUGUGAGCUCUCUCAUUGGGAUGAUGGCGAUGGGAGGAAUAGGUGGCUUGUCGCCAAGAGGAUUUCCUGCCUCCCCCUCAACCAUGGGCCCUCCUGGUGGGGUGACAUCGCCUCCUAUUGCUAAAACUCCACCCACUUCAGCCUCCCCUGUCCCAACUUCUGUCCAACAAGGAAGGAAUCUUCAUUACAGCCUCCGACUUCAGGCAGAUCACCCCUCAGCGAUUUCUGGAUCUCUUGGAGCCCCAACAGGAGGAGGAGGAGGACCAGCUGCACCUCCCCACAAAACACCAGCCGCCAACCCGCCUGCCUCCAGUGGCCCAUCAGAUGGCAACACUUCGCUUACAGCUCAGCAAGGGGCAAAAGAGGCUCUGUUACGUCAUGGAGGAAACACUUCACAGGGUCUCCCAGCACUGGGUAGACUCACCCAGGAAGCCAGGCUGCUCUCAGCCUCACAGCCCACCCUGCCUCAUCGCUCUUGGGCUGCAGUGCAGCCUCACCCUCCUCUCCAUCGGAAGGCCUCUGGCGGUAAUUUGCUAGCAGCUCCGUUUCUGGCAGGGCAAUUAGCCAGGGGAAGCAGUGCAGGCCUGCUGACCUCUAAUCCUUCAGUACAGCUGGUGACAAAUAUGCCAUUUAAUGCACAAACACAAGCACAGGGCACAGUUCCUGUCCAGCCCACUAUAGCACAGGCUGUAUACACACAGUCUGCAGCUCACACUGCCUCUGCUGCCACAGCUGCACACAUGCCUUCUACAUCUUCUGUGCCAGCAUCUUCCUCUCCUCCAAAGCAUACCCCACUCUCCUCUGCCACCCCUUCCCCUGCACCCACUCCUUCAUCUCCUACACCUAUUCUUUCCCAGACACCUCGACCAAAACCAAUCCCAAUGACCCCUUCCCGCUCCUCCUCUCCUCCUCUCUGCUCCACCCCUCCAUCGGCAGGAACAAGUCCACUGUUGCUCUCUUCAACUCCUCGUCCCAAACCGAUUCCUACACCCUCCUCCCGCUCGUCCUCUCCCUCUCCAUCUUCCACACCACCUCCAUUCUCUGUUUCUACCCCUGUUCCACUACCUCAGCCUUACGGGACCAAAUCCUCACUCACAUCCUCUUCUCCCCCUUCCUCUUUGGUUUCAUCUUCUCCGCCCCACCCCCAGAGCCCAAGAGCCAAGGCAUCCAACACACCACCAUCUGCUUCUCCAUUGUCGGGUGCCAGCCCUGUCUUGACUCCAGUCCCUUCUCCCACUCAAACAACCCGCACCCGAACAUCUACCCCCUCCCAAACGCCUACUCAAACCAGCACACCGGGUACCCCUACCCAGACCUUCACCCCAACACCUUCCUCAUCUCCCAUCCCUCUUACAUCUGUCCCCUCCCUGAGUAAAUGCCACAGUCCAACACCUUGUCUCCAGGCCUCAGUCUCCAGCUCAGCUAGAGUCCCCACUUCAAGUCAGAUUCCUAAACAGGUCUCACCUUUCACCCCAACCCAAACUUCAACUCCGUCCCAAACACCUGCUAGCACUAACGCUCCAACUAAAGUAACUUUUUCAGUUCAUCCUGUAAAGCAAACAUCUCCUGUCCUCACUCCAAGCUCCACUGCCAAACAAAUCACAUCCAUAGCCUCCUGCUCAACAAUUUUAUGUCCACACCAGAGCUCCACAAAGCCCCCCUCUCUUUCUACCCCCUCCACCACCACCACCACCAGCAUCUCUCCUUGUGUUCAGCCGGCCUCUUCUAACCCCCCAAAACAAAUACCAAGCACUAUGGCUGCCCCUACCCAGUCCUCAAAACUUAAUACACGCUCCAUCCCUGUCCAGACCACACAAGCAUCCACCACUGCACCCACCCAGUCGGCACACGCAGACUCCCCUGCCAAAUCCACCUCUCCUAAAGGUGGACAAAAAGACCCUCAGCUGUCACCAAGCAGAAAAGACUCAGAGGGACUACGACACAAACUGCCCGCCAACAUGUAAAACAUAAAAAAAUAAAAAAUAAAAAAAAAUGAGGAGGAAAACCUCAUAAAAUGUUGAACUUUGUGUUGUGACGGGUGCCUGAAUAGCAGAGCCAUGGAUAUGCAGAGUUGUGUCAGAGUUGGCACAAGACAAGCCGUGAUCUCACGAGGACAGAUAGUACAUGUUUGCAUUCACUCUAGGAUGUGAUUGUCUUAGAACAUCAGGUGUUCAUGCGACUCACAGCCAAGCCAUCGAUCGAGGAUCCAGGAGAAAGACUUUAGGGGUCUGCAGAGCGGUUGAUAAGGCAGAGUCUAAAAAAACCCAUCCAAAUAUAUACAUACAUAUCUGUGUUAGUGAUUGUUGGAGCAAGCUGGGGAGCUGAAGUGGAAAUAUGCUGCAGUGUAUCUACACAAUAAAACAGGAAGGAAACAACGUCUGGGAGUCUGGAAAAAAAAAUUAGAAGCUAAUGAAAAAAAAGCAAUACUUGCGACGCAUUUUUCUCACUAAUUAAACAGGAAAUUUCCUUGACAAUAAUAAUGAAUGUGGGAAGAUAUUAAUCGUUUUCCUGUUUGAAGGAAAGUCUGUUAUGAUGACAAGAUGCAGGCAAUAGAGCAGAUACUUCCUUGUUUCCAGCUCCAACUCCCUCUUGCCUCCCAUUCUUCACCAAAGUGUAAUACUUUCUCAUCAGAAUAAUAAUAAUUAUACUGAUAUAGCGUUUAAAAAGCACUGUAAAGUCAAUAUUCAUAUGAAUUUGAAAAAUUAGGAGCAGUCCACUUGUAGUUUUGUUGUCCCAGGUGCAUGGUGUUUAGUUUUUGAACAAUACAAACCUUUUAAAUCUACAUGUUCACUUUGACAGCUUCUGUAAAUUGUAUUUUUUUCUUCUCUGUGUGUGCAUGUGUGCGUGCGUGUGUGUGACACACAAUACUGCUCUACUGUGCAUUGUGGUUCACUUGAUUCCUUUUUUUCCCACCCGUCUCCCUGUACUGUAAAUACGUGCCUCUCUGUGGGUCUGUUGUGUGCUUCCUCACUCCUCGGUCUCUUUGUCUUUCAUCUCGUGUCUGUCUAGCUGCCUUUCAUCUGAUUUCACAGCUCUGGUCGCUAACUGUUUCUUUGACGCUCACAGACUCACUCCCUUUCUCUCAGUUUGCCCGACACUUUGCUCUCUGCUGCCGUCAGCCUCAUGUUCAAUUAGCGGUCUCCUUCUUCUGUCGCCCUAUGACACUGUUUCAGCACAGUUUCCAGUGAUGUUUGAUGUUUUCUGUGGGUAGCAACAAGGCAUUUCUGUCUUAAUCCCUGAUACCAUGUUGCCUAGACAAUAUAUUUAAGGACCAAAUGUUUUAUUUUUUAUUUAUCACAGCUUUAGCUUUUGGAAGGAAAAGACGGCUAAUAGUGCUGCCAUACUGAUGAUCAUGAGUGUGACACUGAGGUUGAUGAUUUUCUGCUUGUGAUGAUGAUGAUGCUGACAUGAUGAUGAUGAUGAUGAUGAUGGUGUAUAUCUGGAUGUAAGAAUAAAGUGGAUUUAGGUAUC